Triplophysa rosa is the source of this 940-nucleotide messenger RNA. RefSeq lists its product as uncharacterized. The record is from RefSeq and is a predicted model, not a curated record. The transcript has 7 exons. Bases 16 to 879 code for a protein of 287 amino acids. NCBI's taxonomy places the organism in Eukaryota, Metazoa, Chordata, Actinopteri, Cypriniformes, Nemacheilidae.
CGCCGUAACAGAAUAAUGUUAAUCGUUCUUUACGCGUUGUGGCUACCCGAUCCGUCCCGGAAACACGAUUUGUUCCGCGCAUGCGCGAAACUGACGUCACUUCCUGUUAUCGCCGACAUUUUACGACAGUCUUCUCGACCUGGGACCAGCUCGGAAUCUGGCAGGGGUGCAUUUCUCGGCAUUACACCUGUUCCGGGCGUCUUCGAAUUUUAUCAUCAAAGACACAUUGCAAGCUUCAUUGACCCAGGAUCCUGGACUGAAAAAACAGGAAGAGACCUUGAGUUUUUUCCUCAACAGUCCAGUGGGGAUUCUUGUGGUGUCUACAUGCUGAUGUAUGCUCUCAGCAUCUGCACAUCAUGUCCCUUAACAUUCACAGAGGAGGAGGUGCCAUUGAUUCGCCAGUGGUGGUGCAUUAACCUCAUGGAAAGAUUUUGCCUAGAAGGGCAUGGACAGAGGUUUGCAUACUGGACCGAAGAAGCAUCCCAACUCCUUCAGGGGAUCGUUGAGCCUGUGUUUAGGGUGUCGAAAUUCACCACCACCAAACUGUCACCCAGCAGAAGAGUUGUGGAUGACAAGGACAUUGAUAAGGUGCAGCAGCCAACCAUUGUCCGAGACCUAAAUACAGCGUGGUACUGGGUACAGAAUCACAGACACUUAUUCCGUGGGGAGGUGACAGAGCCUGCCUUUUUGCAGAUGAACAGGGGUGAUCAACAAAAUGCCAUCAAGAACCUCUUGGGGGGUCAAUUCUCUGAGGCGAAGGAUGCCUUUUUGUUUAUAUUUCAUUACCAAGAAGACAUGGAAACAUUUUUGUCGUACUGUGUUGAUGACCAAGGCCUAAAGGUCAAUGCUAUGUUCUACAAAGAGAAAUGUAGUGUGUGAGUGUGUGUGCGCGUGUGUGAGUGAGUGAGUGAGUGUGAGAGAGAGUGUGCAUGUGCGUGCG